CCAGGGUGGCCGGUAGGCAGGCAGGCAGGCAGGCAGCCGCAGGGAGCUGUGCAGCAGCUGGGGCGGCUGCGAGCGCAGAGCUGCGGGCGCACUGACGGACCGACGAACGGCGCCUCCCCCCGCGCCCCCAUGGCGGCCUCCGAGCGCCGCGCCUUCGCGCACAAGAUCAACAGGACGGUGGCGGCCGAGGUCAGGAAGCAGGUGUCCCGCGAGUACAGCGGCUCCCCUCAGCUCUGCAAGAGGAGAAGCGGCUCCCAGCAGGUUGUCCCCCUGACGGAGGUUGUGGAGCCCCUGGACCUGGAGGAGUUCCUGCUGAACCACCCUUUGGAUGCAGAGCCCGGCCCGCUGCGAGACCUCAUGGAGUUCCCGGCCGAUGACCUGGAGCUGGUGCUGCAGACGCGCGAGUGCCGGACCACAGAGCCAGGGAUCCCGGAAGAGGGGAAACUGGACGCUCGGGUGAGAGAUGCAGUUGAAAUCUAUACUGAGGAUUGGGUCAUCGUCCGCAGAAAGUACCAGAACCUGAGUUCAUCAUACAGUCCCAAUACCUCCGAGAGGCACCGAGAGCGGCAGAAAAGCCUGAGUCGACAAGUCUUUGAGAUGGAUUCAGCUGCAGAUGAGAGGCUGGGCUCUGAGGACUUGGAUGACCUGAAGCACUGCUCGGCCUCCCUGGACGACACACCCCGGGGGAGCUGGGCUUCCAACAUCUUCGACCUGAAAAACUCUGCUGCGGACUCACUGCUGCCGUCCCUGCUGGAGCACACAGCCCCCGAGGAGAUCGACCGCAGGAACGAGGAGCUCCGGAGUCAGAACCGGCCCCGCAAUCUCUUGGCCCUGUACCCCGCCCCGGAUGAGGAUGAGGCUGUUGAGCGUUGCAGUGUCCCAGAGCCCCCCAAAGAACACUUUGGGCAGAGAAUCCUGGUCAAAUGUCUGUCUCUCAAGUUUGAGAUAGAAAUCGAGCCCAUCUUUGGAAUCCUUGCCCUGUAUGACAUCAAGGAAAAGAAGAAGAUCUCAGAAAAUUUCUACUUUGACCUGAAUUCUGACCACAUGAAGGGACUGCUCCGGGCCCAUGUGGCACACCCAGCCAUCUCCACCCUGGCGCGCUCUGCCAUAUUUUCCAUCACCUACCCCUCCCCAGACAUCUUCCUGGUCAUUAAGCUGGAGAAAGUCUUGCAGCAAGGGGACAUCGCUGAGUGCUGUGAGCCUUACAUGGUCAUGAAGGAGUCGGAUGCUGUGAAGAACAAGGAGAAGCUGGAGAAGUUACGUCACGCAGCCGAACAGUUUUGCAGCCGUCUGGGCUGCUACCGCAUGCCCUUUGCCUGGACUGCCGUGCACCUGGCCAACAUUAUCAACAGUGCUGGCUCCACGGACCGAGAUUCCUCUGACUCUGAGAGUGAGCGGAAGUCCACUUGGAAUGAGAGGAAGAGGAAGGCCUUUGAGCGGGCCAGCCUCGGGGACGAUUCCUGCAGCUUCUCUAACUUUCGCCCAGCUACCCUGACCGUUACUAACUUCUUCAAACAGGAGGGAGACCGCCUGAGCGAUGAGGAUUUGUACAAGUUCCUGGCAGAUAUGAAGAGACCGUCCUCUGUGCUACGGAGGCUUCGGCCUGUCACAGCCCAGCUUAAGAUCGACAUCUCUCCAGCCCCUGAGAACCCCCACUUCUGUCUGUCCCCGGAGCUGCUGCAUGUGAAGCCAUACCCCGACCCCCGUGGCCGCCCCACCAAAGAGAUCCUGGAGUUUCCAGCCCGGGAGGUCUAUGCCCCCUUCACCAGCUACAGGUGGGUUCCAGUGGUGAGUCCUGAGCUGUGCUUUAUUCUGGGGGUGUUUCCUAUCCCAGGACUUUCCAUCCCCUUCUUGGACAGGGCUCAGAAGCAGGUUUGGGGCAUUCAGGCGAGCAUGGCCUCCCGAGCUCUUCAGCCGGGCCCCUGCCAUAGCGGCCCCUCAGGGAGGGAGCUCCGGGGGCCGUGCGGUCCGUCCCCCCAUCCUGAGGUCCCGGGAAGUUGUGACUUGACCAAGAUUACACAGACAGUCAGUGGCGUCCGGCCUCCAAACUCGGGUCCCCCGAGCGCGCUCUCCAGCCGUCCGCUGCUGCUGCUGCUGGGUCAGCUCUCGCUGCUGCCGCUGGACAUGACCCAUCAGGGACCAGAUGAUCUGGCUUUGUUUGUCCGCAUAGAGCUGUGGGGCUACCUGGAGCUCCCCCAGGUUCCUCUGCAGCUCCUGGGUCCCUGCCCGGGCACUGCCCAGGUCCUGCUGCAUCAUCAGCACGGUCUGCUCGUACAGGCCCAGGCUGCGGCUGGCCUCGGCCAGCUGGGUCUCUGUGGCUUUGUAGAUGUGCUUGAGGGCCUGGCCAAACUGCAGGACGCCAUGGAGGAGGAUGUUGACUUCCUCUUGCAGCGCCAGCUCUGGGCUCGGCUUGGGGCGCGAGACAAAAACAUCAUCCCUGAUCUCAACGAGGGGGGAGCAGAGUGGAAGGGGGCUGAUGAGGAAGGCCCCGGCCUGGCCCCAGCCAUGGGCAGCGCCCUCCUACCUGCCGAGGGGGGCCCACCUAGCCCCUUCCCCCACCCCAGGGCUUUGGGAAUCCAGCGCAGGGUUUUGGAGGCUACACAGUGGUGUAUCACAGCAAGUCCCGGGUGGGGGGCGCCCCAGGCCACCCCAGGCCCCCUCCCAGGGUCCCUGGGGACUCAUGUGGCCCAGAGGCCCUUGGCGGGGGCCCAGCCUUGGGUAAUUGGCCGGGGCGGCGGCCUCGGGGCGGUCCUGGGGAAACGCGGGCGGGCUGAAAGGGACGCGUGGGGGCCCUUGGCGGCCGGGCCCCUUGCCUUCUCCCACCACGUGCUGGACAAGCUCAUCCACCUCAUCGUGCGGCCCCCCGUCAUCGGCGGCCAGAUUGUGAACCUGGGCCGCGGGGCCUUAAGCCUUUCCCUGGGGCUUAUCCCCAAAGUGGAGGGCCCAGGAAGAGGGGGCCUGGGGCCCGGCCCACCUCACGCCCUCCCCACCACCCCACUUUCGUGUGCUACCCUGUCCCGGGCCCCGGGCCGGCCCUCCAGCCUCCACCUGUCACGCUCCAAGAGCAUCAGCAGCAGCAACCCGGAUCUGGCCUCCUCCCCCUGCUCCCCGGACGAGGAGGUCACCCGCAUCCUGGCCUGCAAGGUGGGGGCUGGGGGCAGGGCACCCACUUACUGUCCGGCAGGGGGUAAAAAGCAUGUCCUUCACUUUCGGGGCUCUGGCACUCCGGCCGCCCCAGGCUUUUCAUGGAGCAUCUCCCCGGUCCUCGUGGGGGCUGGGGCCCGCCCCGCCCCAAAGGGGGCCUGGCCCUCAUCGACUACCGGGGCCCAAUCCCCCUCCUUCUUCCUCCAGUACCUCCUGUCCCUGGCGGACCGGGGCUUUGUGUUCCUCCUCAUCAGGGCCUAUUACAAGCAGGUGUCGGGGCAGGUACUGGGGCCAGUGGGAAGGAAGGCGGCCCGAAACCCUCCCCCCUACCUCCCCAUAUCCCGAACCUCCCAACGGGCUGUCACCCUCCUGGACCAAGGAUCCUCUGUCCCAGGCACUGGCCUGACGCCCCGCCCAUCUCCCCCCGGCCUCCCCCCCUUCUCCCUCAACCUCCAGGUAAAAGCCGGGCUCAGCCCUCCGGGUGGGACCCCGGUGAUCAGCAUGUUCGAGCUCUCGGGCGCCUUUCGGCAGCAGCACUUCCUGGCCGGGCUUCUGCUGACUGAGCUGGCCCUGAUUCUUGAGCCCGAGGCCGAGGGGGUGUUCUUCCUGCACAAGAAGGCCAUCAGCGCCGUGCACAGCCUGCUGUGCAGCCACGACGCCGACGCCCGCUACGCCGAGCCCGAGGUCAAGGCCCGCGUGGCCCAGCUCUACCUGCCACUGCUCACCCUGGUCCUGGACACGCUCCCUGUGCCGCCCCUGGCCCUCCCGGCCUCUGCAGAGAGCAGCGGACAGCGCUCCCGGCUGGCCUCCAUGGCCGAGGUGGACAUGGACAUGGAUGGGAGCAGCACCAUCAGCCCCUCCGUGGCCAUGGCGAUCGCGGGGAACCCCCUCCCCCCCGGUCCGCGACCCAGCCUCCCCCUGGGGCCUCCGGCUCCCUCCCGCACAGUUAGCCCCCUGGCAGCAGACACAAGCCGGACCCUGCUGAUCUGCGCGCUGUGGGUGCUGAAGAACGCAGAGCGAGGACUCCUGCAGCACUGGACCAGUGACCUGGGGCCUGCGCAGCUGGUCCGCCUGCUGGACCUCCUGCACCUUUGCACAUCCUGCUUCGAAUACAAGGGGAAGAAGGCCUUUGAACGGAUCAACAGCCUCACUUUCAAGAAGUCACUGGAUAUGAAAGCUCGCCUAGAGGAGGCUAUUCUGGGAACCAUUGGGGCCCGGCAAGAGAUGGUGCGUCGCAGCCGGGAGAGAAGCCCAUUCGGGAACCAGGAGAACGUGAGGUGGAGGAAGAACGUCACACACUGGAAGCAGACCUCAGACAGGGUGGACAAAACCAAAGAUGAGAUGGAGCAUGAAGCCCUUGUCGAUGGGAACCUGGCCACGGAGGCCAACCUCAUCGUCCUGGACACCCUGGAGGUCAUAGUGCAGACAGUGAUCUUGUCGGAGGCCAAGGAGGGCCUCCUGGGGGCCGUGUUGAAGGUCCUACUGCACAGCCUAGGCUGCACCCAGAGCGCCCUCUUCCUGCAACAUGGCCUGGCCACCCAGAGAGCCCUCGUGUCCAAGUUCCCCGAGCUGCUGUUUGAGGAGGACACGGAGCUGUGUGCAGACCUCUGCCUCAGGCUGCUUCGCCACUGCAGCAGCCGAGUCACCACCAUCCGCACCCACGCCAGCGCCUCCCUCUACCUCCUCAUGCGCCAGAACUACGAGAUCGGAAACAACUUUGCCCGGGUGAAGAUGCAGGUGACGAUGUCCUUAUCGUCCCUUGUGGGGACAACGCAGAAUUUCAAUGAGGAGCACCUGCGGCGCUCACUCAAGACCAUCCUCACCUACGCCGAGGAGGACCUGGAGCUGCGGGACAGCACCUUUGCCGAGCAGGUCCAGGAUCUUAUGUUCAACCUGCACAUGAUACUGACAGACACCGUGAAAAUGAAGGAGCACCAGGAAGAUCCAGAGAUGCUCAUUGAUCUCAUGUACAGGAUUGCCCGUGGGUACCAGGGCUCCCCGGACCUUCGUCUAACGUGGCUUCAGAACAUGGCCGGCAAGCACGCGGAAAGGGGGAACCAUGCCGAGGCGGCUCAGUGCUUUGUCCACGCAGCAGCCCUGGUGUCUGAGUAUCUGGCCCUGCUGGAGGACAGCCGCCACCUGCCUGUGGGCUGUGUCACCUUCCAGAGCAUCUCGUCCAAUGUCCUGGAGGAGUCGGCCAUCUCCGAUGACAUCCUUUCCCCUGACGAGGAGGGCAUCUGCUCCGGCAAGCACUUCACGGAGCUGGGGCUGGUGGGGCUGCUGGAGCAGGCGGCCACCUCCUUCACCAUGGGCGGGCUGUACGAGGCUGUGAAUGAGGUCUACAAGAUCCUCAUCCCCAUCCUGGAGGCCCAUCGAGACUAUAAGAAGCUGGCCAUCGUCCAUGGGAAACUACAGGAGGCCUUUACCAAGAUCAUCCACCAGAGCUCUGGUUGGGAGCGCAUGUUUGGAACCUAUUUCCGCGUUGGCUUCUACGGCUCCCGUUUUGGGGAUUUGGAUGAGCAGGAGUUUGUAUACAAGGAGCCAUCGAUCACAAAACUUGCUGAGAUCUCCCACCGGCUUGAGGAAUUCUACUCAGAGCGUUUUGGGGAUGAUGUGGUUGAGAUCAUCAAAGAUUCUAACCCUGUGGACAAAGCCAAGCUGGAGCCCCACAAAGUAAGAGGGGUCCCCGCCCUUAGAUCCCCCAUUGGGCCCUGCGCCUUCCCUGAAAGACCGGUGACCUCUUUGCAGAACUCGAUCUCCGCACCUUCCUGUUCUGCACCCCUUCCGACGGCGGCCCAGGGAGCUCCAGGCGGCCAAGACACUCAGGCACGGCCCCAUGUUCCCCACAUCAAGACCCGAAUUAAUGUCAUCCACAAGGAGGAGGUGCCGGGCCACGAGGGCUGGGCGGAAUCCCACGGGGGCAGGGCCCCCCUCGGGGCCAAGGCCUUGUCCCCUAAAGCCCCUUUGUCCCAGACGUCCCUGGAGGUGGCCAUCGAGGACAUGCAGAAGAAAAGCAGGGGCUCCCUUGCCACCGAGGGCCGCCCCAAGAUCCAGAUGGGCUCCCAAGGCUCCGUGGGCCCCUGGGCCAGGACGGCUGUCCGCCCAGGCCCUGGGCUGGCGGGGCCACCAACCGAAGGGGCCUCAGAGCCCGGGAAGGGGGUCUCACUGGGAAGAGUGAAGGGCCGGGUCAGUCCAGGCCUCAGACGGUACCCAGGCAAGGCCCCAGGUUGGGAUAUUACCUCUCAGCUCCCUCUCUUCAACCCCAAACAGGGUCCUCUGGAAGUAGCCCAAGUGUUUCUGGCUGAGAUCCCUGAGGACCCCAAGCUCUUCCGGCACCACAACAAGCUCCGUCUUUGUUUUAAGGACUUCUGCAAGAAGUGUGAGGAUGCCCUGCGGAAGAACAAGUCCCUGAUUGGCCCUGACCAAAAGGAGUACCACCGGGAGCUGGAGAGGAACUACAGCCGCCUGAAGGAGGCCUUGCAGCCUUUGCUGACUCAGCGCAUCCCCCAGCUGUUUGCCUCCCUGGCUUCGGGCCCCAGCCCCAGGAACUCUUUGAACAGAACAAGUUUCAGAAAAUUUGAAGGCUGAUUGAGAAGGAUGACAAAGGACUGUGGCCAGCCCAGUGGGUCUGGGACCCUUGCACACACAGUGGAGGCCUGGCCUGGGGUGGCCCCCCUCCCGCCACGGGGCCACUCUGGUGCUUUUGUCUUCCAUGCCCCUCACCCUGGUUCCGUCUGGCACUGUGCCCAGUUGGGGGAGAAGGGGUCACACCUGUGUUUACGUUUUCUUUUUUUUUUUUUUUUUUUUUUUUAAUUUAAAGUGACUUUUCAAAAAAAAUCACCCAGUGAGCAUGAUUCCUCCCUUGAAGGGGGUUGGUUGGGGGGCAGCUUCCUGGGGGGGACUGGGAGAGACUACUUGUAAGUCACACUUCGUCUCCGUGCUCCCAGCGGAGGGGCGGAGGGAGCGGGAGGCAGGCGCCCCUUCCUGCCAGCUGAGCCCGGCUUGGAGAAAAACAGUGGGGCACAGUGGGGCACUGGGCCCUCCCUCCGGUUGGGUUGGGAUGUUUGGAGAUGUUUUGGUAACUGUCUCAACGCCGCCUUCCCCCACCCCGACAGCUGGCCCGCUGUGGAUAAGGAAGGAGAGAGAUGCACGACUACGGGGGUGUUAUCGCCCUCUGGGGAGGGUGCGAGUUCUGGCAGAACCCCAAGAUGCCCCGACAUUCCGCCCCGCACCCUCCUCCAGGAAGGGCUAGCGGCCGAGGGCCUCCUUGC
Sarcophilus harrisii (Tasmanian devil) is the source of this 7415-nucleotide messenger RNA. It is a transcript of the gene DOCK6, whose product is annotated as dedicator of cytokinesis 6. The transcript is spliced from 46 exons. Bases 130 to 6732 code for a protein of 2200 amino acids. Gene Ontology annotation, biological process: small GTPase-mediated signal transduction; positive regulation of GTPase activity. NCBI's taxonomy places the organism in Eukaryota, Metazoa, Chordata, Mammalia, Dasyuromorphia, Dasyuridae. The record is from RefSeq and is a predicted model, not a curated record. Gene Ontology annotation, molecular function: guanyl-nucleotide exchange factor activity. Gene Ontology annotation, cellular component: cytosol.